Diabrotica virgifera virgifera (western corn rootworm) is the source of this 12112-nucleotide messenger RNA. It is a transcript of the gene Dhc16F, whose product is annotated as dynein axonemal heavy chain 6. Gene Ontology annotation, cellular component: dynein complex. Gene Ontology annotation, biological process: microtubule-based movement. The transcript is spliced from 53 exons. NCBI's taxonomy places the organism in Eukaryota, Metazoa, Arthropoda, Insecta, Coleoptera, Chrysomelidae. The coding region runs from base 1 to 11889 and encodes 3962 amino acids. The record is from RefSeq and is a predicted model, not a curated record. Gene Ontology annotation, molecular function: minus-end-directed microtubule motor activity; dynein intermediate chain binding; ATP binding.
AUGUUUUUAAGCAAAAUUGUACUUCAAUUCGAAGAUCAAACAGUGAAGAAAACAAAUCAGAAAUUGGCGGACGUUAUGAACCAAAACGAAUGGAUAGACAAAUUUAGGCAUACGAAAGAUGGCUCUUUCGUUUACCUGACUUACGCGGUGCCAAGCUCCCACGAGCUCUUCUAUCCUUAUGCUUUAAGGGUUGUUCCAUACAAACUAGUAGACAAAUCAAACUUCUUCACCAUGAGUGCCAAGGGAGUGAUGCAGCACGUCAAUAGUGAAACAAUAUUCACUUCCCUGGACAAAUGGGAGAACGAAUAUAAGAUGUACUGCCGUCUGAUGGAAAUUAAACUCUUCCUGUAUUUCCGAAAGUGGAAAGGGUUCUACUUUUGGCGAACCAAAAUAAAACGCAAGAAAAUCUACAACGCGAAAAGAAUGCUGAAGGAUAAUCUGCUCAGUUUGAACCCGAUUUUGAGACAGGGAUUGUUAGCUGUUCAGGAUAUGUGUUAUAAAAUGAUAGAUGUUUCUUUUACUGACGUAUCGCAGAUAGAAAAUACUUGGUUGUUUUAUUUUGUUGAAGAUCAGAUGGAGAAAUUUCAUCAAAUUAUGAUCAAAAUCGAAGAAUACCACACGGUUGCUAAAGAAGUGAUCAGUAGCGCCUGCCACGGGGCUCUUCUUGCUAGAGGUUUUGUGGUUGAUGAAAGAAUUAUUGCUGAAGAAUCACAAAAAGAACGGAAAAGAAAAGUUCAUAAAGCUUCUUACAUCGAGCAGGCAGCUAAGAAGAAAUUUUGUGAACGUCUUUCCAGUUUUAUCAUAUUAACCGACUACAUUACUAUAAAUAUGUUACAUCAGUUGAUUACAAAUUCUUUGAACGCUCUUUUGAAAGUUUUGGAUGCCCAUACUCAGUUUUUGCCUACAGAGGAACAACUGGACAAUUUUGAACCGAUGGCAUUAACAUUGCCGAGAACUGAUGAUACUCCAAAGCUACCGUGGUUUGUUAUUUAUGUAAAAGUACUACCUGAUGAACUACUUCUAGAUCCUUCCCUAGAUAUAACUUUGGAUAUGUUUAACCAAAUGAUAACUUUAUGGGAGGAAAAAACCAAAGGGAUCAAAUCGUUCGUGGGAGAUUCGUAUUAUUAUCCUUUUACAAAUCCUAUAAUAAAUGAGAAAGUUGAAGAUAGAAUAUGUGGUUGGGGGCCUACUUUAGAGUUUUACUUAAGCAAAGACGUACAUCUUGCCAAAAAGAAAUCAGAUCUCAUAGAUUACUUUCGAAAAAACUAUGACACAGCAUUUUCCUAUCUUCGAAGAUAUCAAGGCAUUCGCGAAUUUUACGCCGACGAUAUUUUGGUAAAGGACAAAGAUAUUGAGAAUGAAAGAGAUUUAGAGACAUUUAGAAUGCUGUGUACCAGAUAUCAUGAUCAAAUAACCACCAUUGAAAGUAUUCUACCAGCGCAAGAGAUGGGGGUUCUUUACAUUCAGUUAGAGGGCUUUGUGGAAACGUGCUUACCGGAGUCCCAGAAACUUCUUGGCACUUUGGAACUGACUAUUCCUUGGGUUGGCAAGACUAAAGUCGAUGCUUUGAUUGAAGAAUCAGCCGAAAUAGAAGCGUUUCUUUUCAAAGAACCGACCGCAACAGCUGACUAUGUCAAAUAUUUGGAAUACAUAGAACAGUCGAAUGUCAGAGCCGACGAAAUGGAAAAUAUUUACGACUAUUGUAAGGAACUCUACGACAUCAUCGACGAAUUUAACAUCAACGUCGAUAACGAAGAGGUCAAUACGUACCUCGGAUUGAGCGUAACCUUGGGAAAUCUGAGGAAUCUAGUGGACAAGAAGAUGGAAGACACGACAAGGCUGAUCAAGCUCUUCAGCGAUGCCUUAAACAAGGAUAUUAGUGCUUUGAUUUCGCAAGUGGGCACAAUCAAAGAUGAAUGCAUGCAACCCUGGUUAUAUGAUAUCAAUUCUAAUUUCGCUCAAGUAAUGGAGUUCUUAACAGAACUGUUCGAUAAGUUGGUGGACUGCCAAAAACGUGCAGCAGAAUUUAAAGAAUACCAAAAACAAUUCAGACUUGAAGUGACAAGAUUCGACGUCCUUGAUGAAGUUAUGAAUGACGUAAAGCUGCGCAUACUUUUAUGGGAUAGUGUGGACUCUUGGGCGAAAACAGUCGACGAAUGGUAUCACAUUCCCUUCGAUACCCUAGACGUGGAUGAAAUGAACAUGUUCAUAGCCAAAAAUUUAAAAUAUAUAGCUCAACUAGAAAAAGGGUUACCAGUUAAUCUGAUUGUGCCAAAAUUUCGGGACGAAGUAGAACUUAUGAAGGAUAAACUUCCAGUUGUAUGUUACUUGAGAAACCCCGCGUUGAAGAACCGCCAUUGGAUAUUAGUGGAGAACCUAUUAAAUCAUAAAUUCAAGCCAGAUGAAACCAUGACUUUGGAAUUGUUGGAAACUCUAGGCGUGUUCAAUAACCCUGCAGAGCUGAUGGAGAUAUCUGGACAAGCCAGUAGCGAAGCAGGCCUAGAAGCCUUGCUCAAGAAGGUGGAAGAAGCAUGGAAAACUCUCGAAUUGCCCAUUAUAUCUCACAAAGAUGCCAAAGACUUAUUUAUUCUAGGAUCCCUUGAAGAUGUACAAGCUGUUCUUGACGAAAGCAAUAUCAACAUGACCACUAUUGCUAGUUCAAGGCAUGUGGGACCAAUUAAACCACGCGUAGACGAAUGGACCAAAAACUUAGACCUUUUUUCGAGGACUCUGGAUGAAUGGACAUCAUGCCAGCAGCAGUGGCUAUACCUUGAAGUAAUUUUCUCUGCACCAGACAUCCAACGCCAGCUGCCGAACGAAGCCAAAUUGUUUACCGUAGUCGACAAAUCGUGGAAAGAAAUAAUGAGGCGUACGGCAAAAAUGCCUCUUGCUAUGGAAUCUGCUCUUUAUCCAAAUACUUUGGAAGCCUUCCUAAGGAACAACGCUCUUUUAGAACAGAUCAUGCGGUGUUUAGAGUCCUACUUAGAAACCAAGCGAGUAGCCUUUCCCAGAUUCUAUUUCUUAUCCAACGAUGAGCUUUUGGACAUCCUCGCUCAAACUAGAAACCCUCAUGCUGUUCAGCCUCAUCUAAGAAAAUGCUUUGAUGCUAUCGCAAGGUUAGAAUUCGGUGUUAAAGUUCCAGAUGAACCAGAAGAAGUUGAUCCAAAGGCAAAGGAUGAGGCACCAGUCGAGGUAGUCCUGACAACUGAUAUUAUAGCCAUGAUCAGCCCCGAAGGUGAAAGAGUGGCACUUGGAAAAGGACUAAAGGCUCGUGGAAACGUAGAAGACUGGCUAGGCAAAGUUGAGGAGUCCAUGGUACUUUCGCUGAAGAGGUUAAUGAAAGCGUCGUUGGUCCAUUACCAAACUCACUUGAGGACUGAAUGGGCACUGUGUCAUGCAAACCAAAUCAUUCUUACUGUAUCGCAGAUCAUGUGGGCCAAAGGUGUCCACGACAUUUUAGACGCUCCAAGUAAUGUAAACAAAGUUAAAAAGAUGGAGCAAUAUGAACAAAAGUGUAUAUCUGAUUUAAACGAUUUGGCUAAAUUAAUAAGAAAGGAUUUAGCUUCAGUCCCAAGAAAAGUUCUUGUUGCAUUGAUAACAAUUGAUGUACAUGCAAGAGACACUGUUAGUAAUAUAGUAGCCAGCAAAAUUACUAACAGUUCCAGUUUUGAUUGGCUGAAAGUUCUGCGAUACUACUGGCACGAGUCUAUCGACGACUGUCAAACUAGAAUGUCAAGUGCCUCCUACCUCUAUGGAUACGAGUAUCUGGGAGCCGCAGGUGUACUGGUCAUCACUCCUUUAACUGACAAAUGCUAUCUCUGUCUUAUGGGCGCCUUACAGCUCGAUUUGGGCGGAGCCCCUGCAGGUCCGGCUGGUACUGGAAAGACGGAAACUACUAAAGAUUUGGCCAAAGCAUUAGCCAUCCAGUGCGUUGUAUUUAAUUGCUCAGAAGGUCUUGAUUACAAGAUGAUGGGAAGAUUCUUUUCUGGAUUGGCACAAUCCGGUGCUUGGUGCUGUUUUGACGAGUUCAACAGAAUUGAUAUAGAAGUAUUGUCUGUUAUAGCACAGCAGCUGAUAACUAUAAGGAAUGCAAAGGCUGCUAAAGUACCAAGGUUUAUGUUUGAAGGGCGUGAAAUCAAGCUGGUACAAAAAUGUGCGGCGUUUAUAACCAUGAAUCCUGGAUACGCUGGUAGAACCGAAUUACCAGAUAAUUUAAAAGCUCUCUUCAGACCUAUAGCUAUGAUGGUACCGGACUAUGCACUAAUCGCAGAAGUAAUUCUGUAUUCUGAAGGCUUCGAAUCAUCAAAAAAUCUUUCCCACAAGAUGGUACAAAUGUAUAAACUAUGCAGUGAGCAGUUAUCUCAGCAGGAUCAUUAUGAUUUCGGUAUGAGAGCCGUGAAGAGUGUGCUGGUUAUGGCUGGGUCUUUGAAGAGAGCUGCUCCAGAUCGAGAAGAGGAUGUCGUGUUGAUCUGUGCGUUAAGGGACAGUAAUUUACCUAAGUUUUUGGCUGACGAUGCCAUACUUUUUACUGGUAUUUUGGGUGACCUCUUUCCAGGAAUAGAUCUUCCAGUACCUGAUUAUGGAAUUUUUCAAAGUACCAUCGAGGAAGUGAUGGUUGAACACAACCUACAACCAGAAGAAUGCAUGAUCCACAAAAUUAUACAGCUGUAUGAAACCAUGAUAGUACGAUGGGGAGUGAUGCUGGUGGGACCGACGGGUGGAGGAAAAUCAGAAAUUUUAAAAACUUUGAACAGAACACUAACUAGGAUGCAUCACAACGGUAUCAAAGGUCCCCAGUUUCGACCUGUUCGUACGUACACUAUGAAUCCCAAAGCAAUAACAGCUGGGGAACUCUAUGGAGAAAUUAACCCUUUUACUCUGGAAUGGAAAGAUGGUUUAAUGGGCAUAACGAUGAGAACAGCAGUUGGUUUUACCACAGAGGAACACCAGUGGAUCAUUUGUGAUGGUCCUGUUGACGCAGUUUGGAUCGAAAACUUGAACACUGUAUUGGACGACAAUAAAAUGUUGUGUCUAGCGAAUUCUGAAAGGAUCAAGCUGACUGAGUGGGUCCAUAUGGUGUUUGAAGUUCAAGAUCUUUCUCAAGCUUCCCCAGCAACGGUUAGCAGAUGUGGUAUGGUAUACGUCGACUCAGAAGAGAUUAAGUGGUUCCCAUAUGUGAAAUCUUGGAUGGCAAACUUCAGCGAAGCACUUUUGUCUCAAGAAAUGAAAGAAUUUAUGCUUGAAUUGUUUGAUCAUGCUGUAGAAAAUGGGUUUAUGUACGUUAAAAAGCAUAGUCACUAUUCUAUUCACCAAGUGGACGUGAGUAAGGCCAAAAUGGUGUGUUCUUUGAUAGAGAGCUUUCUCAAAAUGCCUGGUGCUAUGGACAAAAUCGGCGAAAAGAGCAAAGUGAGAACCUUUUUGUGUCAAACUUUUAUAUUGUGCUACCUCUGGGGUGUUGGAGGUAACUUGCUUGACGAAAGUAGGGAAAAAUUCGAAAUAAAGGUUAGAGAUCAGUUUGACGAACAUCCUGACUCCAAGAUCCAAGCCAGUGCCGAUCUUUGGGACCUCUACAUGGAUGUAGUCUCUCACAGGUUAGAACUGUGGGCCAAAAUUAUACCUGUUUUCAAAUACAUGCCAGAGCUAUCUUAUUUUGAAACUUUAGUUCCUACAAUAGAUACCGUACGUUUUGGAUAUAUCAUGGAAAGACUUAUCUACGUUGAUAGCCCGGUUUUUAUAACAGGCGAAACAGGUGUUGGUAAAUCUGUGGUAGCAAAAGAUUGCCUACAUAGAUUAUUUCUUACUCAGAAAUUUGUUCCGGCUACCAUAAACUUUUCAGCCCAAACCAGCAGUGCUAGAACGCAAGAAAUUAUCGAAUUAAAGUUGGAGAAAAAGAAGAGAACGUUGAUAGGUGCUCCAGUUGGUAAAAAGGUUGUUAUCUUCGUAGAUGAUGUCAAUAUGCCGAAACUGGACACGUAUGGGGCACAACCUCCUAUCGAACUUCUAAGGCAACUGUUGGACUAUGGAGGUCUCUACGAUAGAGAAAAACUAUUUUGGAAAGACAUUAGAGACGUAGUAAUAACCGUAGCAUGUGCACCUCCUGGUGGUGGUAGAAAUCCUCUAACACCUCGAUUUGUAAGACAUUUUGGCAUGUUGCUCAUUCCACCACCCAGUGAGGUAGCACUCAAGGUUAUUUUUAAAUCCAUUUUGAGGGGUUUCCUAAAUCCUUUUACCAACGAAAUUAGAGAUUUGACUGAAUACAUGGUGAACGCAGCUGUAGAUAUCUAUCAGAGGAUAGAGAGUGAUCUUCUCCCAACCCCAGCUAAAUCUCAUUAUGUAUUCAAUCUCAGAGAUCUCUCUAAAUGUAUACAAGGGAUCACCCAAGCAGAUCCGGGGUCUAUGCGCACAGAAGUAGAUAUGUUGAGGCUAUUUUACCACGAAUGCUUGCGAGUUUUUCAUGACAGACUCAUUAACGUUGAAGAUAAAUCUUAUUUCUAUCUUCUGAUGAAGGAUAUUUGUGUUCGAAACUUCGGAAGCCCUGUACUAGAUCUACCAGAAGGAGAAAUUAUACAAAAUCCACCAAUUUUGCUGUUUGGUGAUUUUAUACAAAUGGGAGCAGAAAAGAAAAACAGAGUAUAUGAGGAGUUGAAGAAUAUUGAUAAGCUUAAAAAUGUCUUGCAAGAUUAUUUAGAUGAUUUUAACUUAACUACCGCUAAAGAAAUGAAGCUCAUCUUUUUUAUGAUGGCUGUCGAGCAUUGUAUUCGUAUUGCCAGAGUGUUAAGAUCAGAACGCGGUAAUUCAUUGCUAGUAGGCGUGGGUGGUAUGGGAAAACAGAGCUUGACGAAACUGGCUGCUCAUCUAAACGUGUACAAGUGUUUUCAAAUAGAACUGACGAGAAACUACGAUCACAUGUCAUUCUUUGAAGACUUGAGAAAGAUGUGCUUCCACGCAGGUGUGGAAUUUGAAGACAGUGUAUUUCUAUUUACUGAUACCCAGAUAGUGAAGGAAGAAUUUCUAGAAGACAUCAACAAUCUGCUUAAUUCAGGUGAAGUCCCUAACCUAUACGAAGCAGAAGAGUACGAACAUGUAAUUAUAGGAGUUCGUGGGGCCGCCAAAGUAGCAGGAAUAGAUGAGGCCAAUCGGGAUGGAAUCUACGACCAUUUCAUUAGCAGAGUACGGAUUAAAUUGCAUCUGGUUAUCUGUAUGAGUCCUGUAGGAGACGCCUUUAGAAGACGAUGUAGAAUGUUCCCAUCUCUCGUUAACUGUUGCACCAUCGACUGGUUUGAAAAAUGGCCACAGGAGGCUUUACUUUCGGUAGCAGAAAGCGAAAUGAUAAGUUUAGGGGAAGAUAUUUCCACUCGAUUGGCAAGAGUUUGUGUAGCAAUGCAUGAGAGUGUAGAGGUGAUGACUGUCAGAUUCUAUGAAGAAAUGAAGAGAUACUACUAUACAACCCCCAGCAGCUAUUUAGAACUGAUCAAACUAUACCGAUCGAUGUUGGGAAUGAAGAAAGACCAAAUAACUAAAACUAGAGACAGAAUAAACAAUGGAUUAAAGAAAUUAUACGAAACUAAUAGCGUGAUAGAUAGUAUGAAGGAAACUUUGACGGCUCUGGAACCUGUUCUGGCACAAAAAUCGAUAGCUGCCGAAGAAUUAAUGGUCUUUCUCAGUAAGGAACAAAAACAAGCCGACACAGUUCGCACCAUCGUUAAAGCUGAUGAAGAAGUUGCCAAAGUAAAAGCAGAAGAAACUCAAGCCAUAGCUGAUGAUGCUCAAAAAGACCUAGAUACAGCCCUCCCGGCACUAGAAGCAGCUACCAAAGCACUUGAAUCUUUAAACAAGAACGAUAUUAAUGAGGUAAAAGUGUUUCAAAAACCUCCAAAACUGGUUCAAGUCGUUAUGGAGUCAGUGUGUUUGCUUCUCGGAGCUAAGACUGAUUGGGCUUCCGCCAAAAUAGUGUUAAGCGACGCCCACUUCUUAAAGAAGCUUCAAGAGUACGACAAAGACCACGUUAGCGAUUUGGUAUUGAGGAAACUAAAGGUUUAUAUAGAAAAUCCAGAUUUUGUACCGGAUAAGGUUGUCAAAGUAUCAAAAGCUUGCAAGAGUCUCUGUUUGUGGGUAAGAGCUAUGGAUAUGUAUGCCAAAGUUUACAGAGUCGUUGAACCCAAAAGAAAAAAGCUUCAGACAGCUGAGAAAGAACUGGCGCAAGUUAUGGCCCUGCUCAGAGACAAGCAAAUGAAAUUGGCUGAAGUAGAAGCACAAAUAGCAAAUUUAGAAGCUAAUUUCAACGCCACAAUGGCAGAGAAGAAGGCUAUCGAAGACAAUAUAGAGUUAACAGCUGCAAGGUUGAAUCGAGCUGGUAGGCUUAAUGUAGCUCUCGGAGAUGAGCAGUCGAGAUGGGAAGAAAGUGUUGAGAGGUUUGGAAUUGAAUUGGAAAACGCUGUUGGCGAUGUCCUUAUGGCAGCUGCGUGCGUAGCUUACUUGGGUGCAUUUACCAGCAACUAUCGUAUGGAACUAGUAAACAUUUGGGAACGGAAAUGCCAUGGGGAACAAAUACCAGCGGCACAAAAUUUUAGUUUAAUAACUGUACUAGCAGAUCCGUACGAAAUCCGCACAUGGAACUCGUGUGGUCUUCCUAGAGACAACAUCUCCACAGAAAACGCCAUUCUGGUCAAACAAGCAGGUCGCUGGCCCCUUAUGAUAGAUCCUCAAGAGCAAGCUAACAGAUGGAUACGACAAUUGGAGACGGAGAACCAGUUGAAAGUGAUUAAGUUGACCGAUUCCAACUUUAUGAGAACUGUAGAGACCGCUGUGACAAUUGGGAUACCUGUGCUGUUGGAGGAAGUUGAGGAAGCGUUGGAUCCGACUUUGGAACCUAUUUUACUAAAGCAAACGUUUUCGCAGGGAGGAAGACUGCUGAUACGUUUGGGGGAAAGUGACGUUGAAUAUAAUGAACAUUUUCGAUUCUACAUCACCACCAAAUUGGCAAACCCUCACUAUUUACCAGAAAUCUGCAUUAAGGUGACCAUCGUCAACUUUACAGUAACUUUAUCAGGAUUAGAGGAUCAAUUACUAGCUGAUGUGGUACGUUUGGAAAGACCUGAUCUCGAACGACAAAGAACAGAACUUAUAAUCAAAAUAAACGCUGACAAGUCUCAACUGAAAGCCAUAGAAGACAAGAUCCUUUAUUUACUCUACCAUUCAGAGGGAAAUAUCUUGGAUGAUGAGGAGCUGAUUGAGACUUUAAACGAGAGCAAGGAAACCUCUGCUAUUAUUGAAGCUCGUUUGAUAGAAACAGAAUCUACAGAGGAAAAAAUAUCGGUAGCCAGAGAAAAGUAUAGGCUAGUAGCUGUAAGAGGUUCCGUCUUGUAUUUCGUGGUGGCAAAUCUAGCAGAUAUCGAUCCCAUGUACCAGUAUUCAUUGAAAUAUUUUAAUCAGGUAUUCAACACCGUAAUAGAAGUCAGCGAAAAGAAAGAAGUUUUGGAGCAACGUUUGGCCAUUUUGAUCAAGGAAAUUACCAAGGCCAUCUAUACUAAUAUUUCCAGAGGUCUUUUCGAACGCCACAAACUCGUUUUUAGUUUCAUGUUGUGCGUAGCUGUUCUGCAACAAUCUGGAAUCGUAACAGAUGCUCAGUGGAACUUUUUAUUGAGGGGACCUGUCGCAACAAAAACUGCAAUACCGAAGAAACCGGACAAUCCUGUAAUAACCGAUGCUAUGUGGUCAGCAGCUUAUUUCCUAUCAUCUACGUAUGAACAUUUCGAAGGCUUGGAUGUUGACUUCUUGAAAAGGAUCCAUCUAGAGAUAGGAGAUUUUAAGUUGGAUAUCCGUUUAGUGGAUCCUAAGAAAGGCCCUGCCGACUCAAGACGUGAUUGGAACACACAAUUGGAUGAUUUUGAUAAAUUGAUGCUCAUUAAAACGGUGGCUGAAGAAAAACUCAUCUUCGCGAUAGCUGAAUACGUAAAAAUAAAACUAGGAAAGACAUUCAUCGAAAGUCCUCAAAUAUCACUGUCAGUAUUAUAUGAAGACACGACCAACGGAGUUCCAUUGAUAUUUGUUUUGAGCACAGGAUCAGAUCCUUUCGAGGCUUUCCAACGUUUUGCCAACGAAAUGAACUUCGGAGAUAGAGUUAAAUCGAUAUCUUUGGGGCAAGGUCAAGGUCCAGUGGCUGAAAAAAUGAUACAAGAAGCUGUAGAGAAGGGAGAUUGGGUCUUUUUACAGAAUUGCCACUUGGCCACGUCCUGGAUGCUCGCUAUGGAAACAAUAGUUUUAGCCAUAGCCAGAGAUACAGAAAAAGUUCAUAAAGAGUUCAGGCUCUUCUUAAGUUCUAUGCCGUCCAAAGCUUUCCCCGUGUCGGUACUUCAGAAUUCAGUCAAAGUUACAAACGAGCCGCCAAAAGGUCUAAGAGCUAACGUUAAAAGAGCAUUCACUGACAUGGAUAAGAAUUUCUUCGAACAUCACCAUCUUGAGCAUCAGUGGAAGGCUAUGAUAUUCGGACUAUGCAUGUUUCACGCUGUGAUUCAAGAAAGAAAAAAAUUCGGACCUCUAGGAUGGAAUAUCGUGUACGAGUUCAAUGACAGUGAUAGAGAUUUCGCGUUUAACAGUCUGAAGAUGUUUUGUGUUGAAGAAUCAAUCCCUUGGGAUGCCCUAGAAUAUCUGACUGGCGAAAUCACCUAUGGUGGUAGAGUCACAGACUACUGGGAUCUGAGAUGCCUCAAAACGAUAUUGAAAAUUUUCUUUUCUCCGAAAAUUUUAACUUCUGGAUAUGUAUAUUCUGAAUCUGGCAUUUACUACUGCCCGGUUUUUCUAACAAUACAAGAAUACCGAGAAUUUGUGGAUAAUCUGCCUAUUAUAGAACAACCAGAGAUAUUUGGUAUGCAUGAGAAUGCAAAUAUAGCCUACCAGGUUAAAGAAACAAACAUUAUCGUUCGAACCAUCAUGGAAUGCCAACCGCGAACUGGAGGUGGUGUUGAAGGAAGAUCCAGUGACGAUAUAGUAUACGACCUGGCAGAAGGCAUUCUGACAUAUAUAAUAAAGAAAAUACCCACUGAACAUGUCAACGCUUACAUGUUUAAGAAAGACAAAAAAGGAAGAGUUCCUUCUUUGACGACAGUUUUAACGCAAGAAAUUGACCGUUAUGAUAAACUACUUAAAAUGAUUCACGAAUCUAUGGAGCAACUCCAAAAGGCAAUCAAAGGCCUCGUCGUUAUGUCGGACGCCUUGGAAGAAAUAUUUACUGCUUUUAUAAACAAUACGGUCCCUGGAAUGUGGAACAGAAUAGCUUAUAAUUCCUUAAAAAGUUUAGGAAGUUGGACCAGAGAUCUUAUCUUGAGACUUGACUUUAUAAGUACUUGGGUACGAUAUGGCGCCCCCACGUCCUACUGGAUCUCGGGCUUUUAUUUUCCCCAAGGUUUUCUAACAGGCUCUUUACAAACACACGCCAGAAAGUACAAUUUACCUAUCGACGAACUUAAGUUCGAUUUUUACAUUUACAAGCAAAUGUUGGAUCAAGAAGAUAUAUAUAACAAGCAUAUUGUUGUAGGAAAAGAGGUUUAUGAAAGUUAUAAGUUGUAUGAAGUUCCGACAGAUGGAGUAAUCGUUCAUGGUCUUUUUAUUGACGCUGGUAGGUGGGACCUUACAAUAGAUGAGCUCGUUGAUGCCAGACCAGGCGAAAUUAAUCCUCCAUUGCCGAUUAUGUGGCUACAACCUACCAGGACCCUGCCCCCUAACGAUACCCGAUACGCAGCGCCCUUAUAUAAGACGUCAGUUCGCGCUGGAGUUCUAUCUACCACUGGACAUAGUACGAACUUCGUGAUAGCAGUGUUUCUUCCCACCCGUUAUCCUCAGGAGUAUUGGAUAUUAAAAGGAACAGCGUUGUUGACCCAAAUCACCGAUUGAUCAGGGAAUCUUUAAGGCUUUGUAGUAUAUUUUAGAGGUUUUAUAUGUGAAACGUAUUUAACUAUUAUUUAUUGCCAUGUGAUAUUUACUGCUUUUUUAUAUUUAAAAAUACGAUAUUUCUUAUGUUAAAUUGAGAAGGGCUUGUGUAUUUAUAGCCCUACUUGUGUUUUUACUGUUGCAGCUUUUGAUAUUAGACAAUAUUAUAUGUUUUUCCAUAUUUUGA